Messenger RNA from Lolium rigidum, 1170 nucleotides. RefSeq names its product annexin D3-like. Gene Ontology annotation, molecular function: calcium-dependent phospholipid binding; calcium ion binding. The record is from RefSeq and is a predicted model, not a curated record. The transcript has 6 exons. NCBI's taxonomy places the organism in Eukaryota, Viridiplantae, Streptophyta, Magnoliopsida, Poales, Poaceae. Gene Ontology annotation, cellular component: cytoplasm. Bases 95 to 1057 code for a protein of 320 amino acids.
AAAAAGAAUCAUCCAUUCCCCUGUACGUUACCGAACCUUCGGGUUGCCAUCCCCGAACUGAGAGCCUGAGAGCAGCUAGCACGCGCCGGGAGAGAUGGCGACCAUCGCCGUCCCGACGCCCCUGCCGUCCCCGGCCGCCGACGCGGAGAGCCUCAGGAAUGCCAUGCAAGGUUGGGGCACCGACGAGAAGGCCCUGGUGGAGAUCCUCGGCCGGCGGACCGCCGCGCAGCGCGCCGAGAUACGGCGCGUCUACGCCAGCGUCUACAAGGAGUCCCUCCUCACCCGCCUCGACUCCGAGCUCUCCAGCCACUUCCAGAAAGCGAUGAUCCUCCUGACGACGGACCCGGCGGAGAGGGACGCUAAGCUGGUGAGGGCGGCCCUGGAGAAGAAGCGGGGCGACGACAAGGACGCGUGGGUGCUCAUCGAGGCCUCCUGCGCCUCCACGCCGGACCACCUCAUCGCCGUCCGCCGCGUGUACCGCUCCCUCUUCGGCUGCUCCCUGGAGGAGGACGUCGCCGCCUCCUCCGCGUUCCAGCAGCCACUCAGGACGCUGCUGGUGAGCCUGGUGAGAUCGUACCGCUGCGCGGAGGAAGCCGUCGACGCGGACCUCGCGAGGCUGGAGGCGGCGACGCUGGCUGAGGCCAUCUGGAGGAAGAAGCAGCCGCACGGGAGCGAGGUCCUCCGGAUCGUGAGCACCAGGAGCAAGUCGCAGCUCGCAGCCACGUUCCAGUGCUACAAGGAGGAACAUGGCAGCGACAUCGAACAGGAUAUCGACAACUGCAGCAGCCAGUUUGCGAGGAUGCUCAAGAUCGCCGUCUGGUGCCUCACAUCCCCCGAGAAGCAUUUCGCAGAGGUUAUCAGAUAUUCCAUCCUAGGACUAGGAACAGACGAGGACGCGCUCACCAGGGCAAUCGUGUCACGGGCUGACAUCGACUUGAAGCACAUCAAAGAGGAGUACAAGGUCAGGUUUAAGACGACGGUGACAAAAGAUGUCGUCGGCGAUUGUUCGGGGUAUUACCUGGAUAUCUUGCUGGCCCUGGUAGGGAGCGAGGACUGAAAGAAUUUCUAUUUGCAAGAGGGAUGUGUAAAGUUGUGGGUGUUUGUAUCAAAUAAAGGUCAACAGACUGUACUUAUCAUCUUGUGUUUGAGGAAAUUGUUUUCGAUGGUGAA